This is a messenger RNA of Guillardia theta CCMP2712, 1179 nucleotides long. RefSeq lists its product as hypothetical. The coding region runs from base 1 to 1179 and encodes 392 amino acids. The record is from RefSeq and is a predicted model, not a curated record. Gene Ontology annotation, cellular component: cytoplasm; membrane. Lineage: Eukaryota; Cryptophyceae; Pyrenomonadales; Geminigeraceae. The transcript has a single exon.
AUGUUGUAUCCUCGUAUAUCUUCGUUGUCAAUCGCAAGAAGACAUGGAAAUACAAGGGUUCAGAACAGCAUUGCAACGUAUACGUCAAUAUCAGGGCCCGUCUGUGUCAGGAGACCGCUUCCAAUCAAGGCGUGGCCAGCAACGACUUCCAAGACAUUCCUACCCACAGUUGCAUCAAAGGAUCUCUCUUCUACUUCGGCGACAGAAAUGGCAAAUGCCUGUACUGUCUCAGAAACUGUUCAAACCCCAGAGUCUAGCAUUACCCCAGAGAGAGCGUCUCAGGCUCUCUUUACCACUGCUACUGCGGGAAUGAUGUCGGCUAUUGUCGUUUGCAACUUCCCAGGCAGUGAAGAAGUAGCUCUCAACUCUGAGACUUUGAUCAUGAUGGUUCGCAAUGUUCCUCUAGCCAUAUCAUGCAGUGCCCUUGGAGACUUAGUUGCCCAGAAGCUCUCCGGAGUAACCAAGAUAGACUGGAAGAGGACUGUGAAUGCUGGAGCCAUUGGGACUGUCCUUGCUGGCUUCGGCACAACAGUUUGGCUCUCCAACCUCAACAUGCUUUUCCCCCGUGAGAUGGUAGGAUUUGACAGCCUGGGAAAAUUUAAUGCGCUCCUUGUCAAAGUGGUUUUCGACUCUGCAACAUGGGGGACCUUCAUGAACUCUGCCAACAUUGUGCUUCGUAGACUUGCAGGCGGCGAUUCCUUGUCGGAAGCUUACAGUAGUUGGAAGAAUACCAUCAUGGCAGUGACUAAGUCAGAGUUCAAGUUCUGGCCUGCAUGGGGAGCAAUGGUGUACACAGCCAUCCCAGUGGAAGAGCAAGUCAACGCCUUCGCUGUGGGAGGAUUGAUUUGGAAUGUUUACCUCAGCUGGAUGUCCAACUCAAAAGCUGCGCAGGCUACGGGCUCGAGGAAGGCGAAAUAUGGCAAGCCCGUUGGCCUCAGCUUUCCAAGCAAGUGCACAUUUGAGCUGAAGCCUCUGAUGGGUGCACGAAGUACUUUGCAACACUUCAUGGCAUGCGAUAGUGUGCUUCGAAGCCUCAAUGGAGGGAAUGAUAGGUUGAAAUCCAACGCUCUUCGGCCCAAGCAUUCUCAUCAGGCGAGGAUCUCUUCCCAUGUUGGAGCGAAAACAACCCGACAACAAAAGUUCUCGUGGAGGAAACUUCAUUUCGGGGAAGUUUUCUGA